CGUCCCCAUCAUCUUCAUCAGCCGCUUUACCUCCGUGUCCUUCCAGCAGCAGCUCACCUUCAGCCGGACACACGCACGUCCACCGCCGCGCCCGCAAAAAACACACGGCGGAUAAAUAGCGAUCGUCGAACAGAAGAGCCCGAGCAGAGCCAGUGUCGGUGGUUGUAAUGAUGUAGCGGGUCGUUUCACGGUUUGACUUCAACAUCCAGCUCCUUCGCCUCACUGCGACACGGACACACCGACCAGCUGCGCACAAAUACAUCUGCAGUCGAUCUCAGCCCGAACCAGCCGGCCCGUCCUGCGGCCUCCUCUGCACCAAGAAGGUCCAAGUGUCUGCGCAUCGCUCUCCCCGAGGCUCCGCGUCCGCCUCCAGCCGCAUCUUUCCAGCAGGAAGCAGCGUCCUCCACCAGAUCAGUCUGCGCCAUGGCCGACGUCCCAGCGGAGUGCAACAUAAAAGUGCUGUGUCGCUUUCGCCCCCUCAACCAGUCGGAGAUUGUCCGCGGGGACCUGUUCCUGCCCAAAUUCCAGGGCGAUGACACCGUCUCCGUCGGGGGGAGGUCCUAUGCCUUUGACCGUGUGUUUCCAACCAACACCACCCAGGAGCAGGUGUACAACACCUGUGCUAAGCAGAUUGUCAAGGAUGUGCUGGGUGGCUACAAUGGCACUAUUUUCGCAUAUGGACAGACCGCCUCCGGGAAGACUCACACCAUGGAGGGCAAACUCCACGACCCUCACCAGAUGGGUAUUAUUCCUCGCAUCGCCGAGGACAUUUUCAACCACAUCUUUGCAAUGGAUGAAAACCUUGAAUUCCACAUCAAGGUUUCCUACUUUGAAAUCUACAUGGACAAAAUCCGUGACCUGCUGGAUGUGACAAAGACCAACCUGUCUGUCCAUGAGGAUAAGAAUAGGGUGCCCUAUGUGAAGGGAUGCACUGAGCGUUUCGUCUCCAGCCCUGAUGAGGUCAUGGAUGUGAUCGACGAGGGCAAAAGCAACCGUCACGUGGCUGUGACCAACAUGAACGAGCACAGCUCCCGCAGCCACAGCAUCUUCCUGAUCAACAUCAAGCAGGAGCAUGUGGAGACUGAGCAGAAGCUCUGUGGAAAGCUCUACCUGGUCGAUCUGGCUGGCAGUGAGAAGGUGAGUAAGACCGGAGCUGCAGGAGCUGUCCUGGAUGAGGCUAAAAACAUCAACAAGUCUCUCUCUGCUCUGGGAAACGUCAUCUCUGCGUUGGCUGAGGGCACGAAAUCUCACGUGCCGUAUCGUGACAGCAAAAUGACCCGCAUCCUGCAGGACUCCCUCGGUGGCAACUGUCGCACCACCAUGUUCAUCUGCUGCUCUCCCUCCAGCUACAACGACACAGAGACCAAGUCGACUCUGAUGUUUGGCCAACGUGCCAAGACCAUCAGGAACACCGCCUCCAUCAACCUGGAGCUGACGGCGGAGCAGUGGAAGAAGAAGUUUGAGAAGGAGAAGGAGAAGAACAAAACCAUGAAGGAUGCCAUCACCAAGCUGGAGGCCGAGCUCAACCGCUGGAGGAAUGGAGAAGAGGUGCCUGAGACAGAGCAGACUACGGCCGACGUGGUGAUCCAUACUGUGGAGGAGCGCCCCAUUCUGGACAACGACACCUCCUCCAUUGUGGUCCGUAUUUCCGAGGAGGAGCGUCAGAAGUACGAGGAGGAGAUCAGGAAGCUGUACAAGCACCUGGAUGACAAGGAUGAUGAGAUCAAUCUGCAGUGCCAGUUUGUGGAGAAACUGAAGCAGCAGAUGAUGGACCAGGAUGAGCUCCUGGCCUCAUCCCGUGGGGACGGGGACAAGGUCCAGGCUGAGCUUGGCAGGCUGCAGGUGGAGAGUGACUGUGCCAAGGCUGAGGUGAAGGAGGUGCUUCAGGCUCUGGAGGAGCUGGCCAUCAACUAUGACCAGAAGAGCCAGGAGGUGGAGGAGAAAGGCCUGCAGAACCAGCUGCUGGCCGACCAACUGGCCCAGAAAAUGGCCAGUCUGAUGGAGCUGGAGGCGGAGCUGUCUCGUAUGCAGGAAGUGAGCGGUCAGCAGAGGAAACGCAUCGCUGACGUCCUCAACGGCCUGAUGAGGGACCUCAGUGAGUUCAGCACCAUCGUGGGCAACGGCGAGAUCAAGCUGCCGGUGGAGAUCAGCGGCGCCAUCGAGGAGGAGUUCACGGUGGCUCGCCUCUACAUCAGCAAGAUCAAGUCGGAGGUGAAGAGCAUGGUGAAGCGCUGCCGACAGCUGGAGAUCAUGCAGCUGGAGUGCCACCGCAAGAUGGAGGAGACUGGGAGGGAGCUCUCCUCCUGCCAGCUCCUCAUCUCUCAGCACGAGGCUAAGAUCCGCUCUCUGACGGAGUACAUGCAGAGUGUGGAGCACAAGAAGAGGCUGCUGGAGGAGAGCCACGACUCGCUGAGCGAAGAGCUGGCCAAGCUGCAAGACCAGGAUAACUCCCUGCUCGAGGGGAAGGAUGCAGAGAAGGGCGAGAUUGAGGAGGGAAAUGUGAAGAAGACUGUCCGUCAGCAGGGAGAUUCCCACCGCGGCAUCCAUCACCAGCAGCUGACCCGCCUGCGGGACGAGAUCAAUGAGAAGCAGAGGGUCAUCGAUGAGCUAAAUGAUCGUAACUCUAAGAUGGAGCUGGAGCUGGCUCAGGUUCGGGCGGACUUUGAGCGUCUGAAGAGUCAGGACAACUCCAAGAGCGAGCGCCUGGAGGAGCUCUCAUUCCUGCAUGAACGUCAUGAGCAGACCAAACAGGACUUGAGGGGUCUGGAGGAGACUGUCGCCCGCGAACUCCAGACCCUCCACAACCUGCGCAAGCUGUUCGUUCAAGACCUCACGUCGAGGGUUAAAAAAAGUUCCGAAAUGGAACCUGAUGAUAGUGGGGGGUCUUGCACCCAGAAGCAGAAGAUUUCCUUUCUUGAGAAUAACCUGGACCAACUUACAAAGGUUCACAAACAGCUGGUUCGUGACAAUGCAGAUCUGCGCUGUGAGCUUCCAAAGCUGGAGAAACGGCUUCGGUCUACUGCUGAGAGAGUUAAGGCCCUGGAGACUGCACUGAGGGACGCCAAGGAGGGCGCCAUGAUGGACCGCCGCCGCUAUCAGCAGGAGGUCGACCGCAUCAAGGACGCCAUGAGAGCCAAGAACGCCAUGCGUCGCCCCCACGCAGCACAGAUCGCCAAGCCGGUGAGACCGAAGCAGCUGCCAAGUUGCUCUCCCACAAAUCCGUUCUACACCUACAUCCGUGCCACUGAACACGCCAACACCUACAGCAACGCCCUCUUCCAAGGAAGCGCAUCACAGCAGAGCGCCGCCAGCGCCACCUGCAGCCCCAACUCUGUCCAGAGCAACACAGUUUCCACAGCACUGGGCUACAGAGCAGGCAAAUAUAAUGGAGACAUCCUGGAGUCCUUCCCACUCAACAUUGACAAUGGUAACAACCUCAGUGGAACGAGAGACAUCAAUGACAACAGUGAUGUUCACUGUGGCAGCGAGGUGGAUGAUACAAACAGGCACUACAUCGUUCAGCAGGAGACAGCUGCGAGUUAAUCCCAGGAUUUGUGACCAAACACUGUUUCCAACCAUGGACCCUCCCCUCCCAUCUGCAUGCAGCCCGUCCCCCUGUCCCUCCACUGCAUCACUGAUGAAGACGAUGAUGAGGAUCUGUAGCCCUGUAUUCUAAUUACUAGCUGAAGCCCCCCCCCCCCCCCCCC
Molecule: messenger RNA, 3707 nt
Organism: Platichthys flesus (European flounder)
Lineage: Eukaryota; Metazoa; Chordata; Actinopteri; Pleuronectiformes; Pleuronectidae
Gene: kif5aa
Product: kinesin family member 5A, a
Exons: 29
Coding region: 424-3543 (1039 amino acids)
Biological process (GO): microtubule-based movement
Molecular function (GO): microtubule motor activity; ATP binding; microtubule binding
Source: RefSeq, a predicted model, not a curated record